AUGAUCCGUUUAGCUCAGCAAACACAAGUACUGAAGGGCAAACCCCCAAAUCAGUUUGUUCCACACCAGACAAAGAAUUCGCUGACUCAUCCGAUGAAAUUUAACGGUACAAUCGCUAUGGAACACCAUGAACACAACUAUGCCAUUCCUUACACACCUGCUACUUUUAAUAAUCCAGCCCUCGCUACGUAUCAGGUGAGCCCAGCCAACCAUUUUGUUCCUCACUUUGGUGGCAACAUUGGAGCCAACAAUAACAAUCGUGUAGCUCAAAAUAACAGCAAUAAUAGUAACAAUCAUCAUAACAAUAAUCGUAAUCAUCACAACAAUAACAAUCGUAACCAUCAUCAAAAUAACCAUCAUCAUAACAAGUACAGUAACUCCAACCAAGGCAACUCAAUUAGUCCAGACUCCCCAUGGUUUCAUAAGGUUUGCGCCUUCGAAGAUUGCGUUUCACAGACACUUUACAUGUCGCAGACUCCAAGGCGUCAAAACAUGAAACAUCAUUCGGAACAUCCAAAUUCCAACGCUAAUCCAUUAUUUUGGGAUUCUAUAGGUAGAGCGAUGGGGUUGUAUCAUGAUCUACUCACUACACCAGAAUUGAAUUCGGAUCGUGUUUCUAAACUUGUGCACCUACUUCACAAUGGGUUGAGAGCUAAUAGAAACCAAUUGACGAGAAUGAACAAGAAACCUGAUUACGACUCUCAAUCUUUCCACAAAGAAAUGACGAACUAUCUCUGCAAAUCUUUGAGAGAGAUCUCGGAAGAUGUUCUGAACGGCAAGGUGGAGUUGAACGAAUACGGUGCUAUGCAUUUAAUAACUGCGUUUAAGGAGCUUCUGUUGUUUGAGGAAGCUGUCGAUAUAUGGAAGGCCGCCAUCAAUGGCCAAAAUACCUACACAUCUAAUAUUUUUCUGAAUCCAAGAGUGGUCGGUGUUAUAUUACCUAUCUUAUACGACAAUGGUGUUUCUUAUCCAGAAAUUCAAGCUCUAUAUGAAAAAUCCUCUUCGAUGAUUAAUUAUUUCCAUCCAAAUCUUUCUGUUGGGAUGAUCAGAGCCUCUUUAUCUGCUAGCGAAAACGAUAUGGCUCUCAAACUAUUUCAAAAAUUAUGUCAAGAAUCAACUGAAAUGAAAUACGGCUAUUUGAUAGAAACACAUCUUUCCUUCAUUGGUGAAUGCAAAGACUUGAAUGUCGCGCAAACCUUUUUUGACAAAGCUUUAAAUGAUGAAAUGCCAUACAAGAUAGAUUUGCAAGUUUCUUACGUGAAAUCCUUUUUAAGAAACAUUUGGAGCCAAACCCGUGAUUUUAACCACAUUUACCAAAUCUGGUAUAAGUCUUCUCUUCAUUAUGGUAGGAAUGUCAACCAUGGUAUUUCUUCAUCUUUGAAUGACACUUUUUUCGACAUUUUUUUUGAAAAUUAUGCUGUGGACAAGAUGCAAGGUUUUCGAACUUUACAGAAUGUUAUUCAAACUUACAACAACAUCAAGCAUAUAGAUGAACCUUUUUUCAACAUCAUCUUGGCUAAAUGCACUGUCUGGCAUGACCGCAGUAUUUUGGAAUACAUCGAUAAGAGUUACGAGGCUUAUCACAUCCCCAAGACCAUAGUUGCUUAUAGAAUCCUAUUAAAGUCUAUGGGAUCUGUCGAUGAUGCUUCAAAUACAGAAAUUCUUCAAAGAUGGAUGGAUUUAAUCCGCAAAUCAGAUGAAAUUGGCCAAAGAUUCAUUGCCAAUGCGGAUUGGGCAGCUUUGAGAGAUGCUACUGUCACAUGGACUCAAAAUGACAGAGAUUCUAAGAAAAGUAACAUGAACAGUGCACAAAUAAGCAGAACUGCAACUCCUUCGCCAUCUUUAACGCCAAUGGAUACGCCAACAUCUGAGCAUUUGUUCAACAAUCCUCAAAACCAAAUGGACUUCUACUCUCACCCAGCAUUACAAGCGGCGACUGCUUCUGGCGCGUUUGAUGAAUUUGCUGCAGACGCUACUUCUUCAUCGAUGCCCGUUGACGGCAGAAUGGUUUUGUAUUUGAAAAUUGUUAAACGUUAUUCUCCAUAUUGCCGUGAUUCCAGACAGCUGGCCAGAUUAACCACAGGCACCGCUGUCAAAUAUUCCGUGUUGCAAGAGGUUUUGAACCAAUUCCAAGCCUUAAUCGUUAACGAUAUUCCUAUUCCUGAAUUACAUAAUUUGAAGCCAACGUGUGUUUAA
Molecule: messenger RNA, 2196 nt
Organism: Saccharomyces paradoxus
Lineage: Eukaryota; Fungi; Ascomycota; Saccharomycetes; Saccharomycetales; Saccharomycetaceae
Exons: 1
Coding region: 1-2196 (731 amino acids)
Source: RefSeq, a predicted model, not a curated record